GUCCAAAUAGAGCUUACUUUUUGAGACUACAGCCCAGCUGCUUUCUUGCAACACUCUGGGAUACUGUCUGACUUAAUGGCAGCGAAGAGGGCUGUGACCAGCUGGACACUGAGUGUCACCAUCCUGCGAGCAGAGAACAUCUUCUCCACAGAUUAUUGGUCCCAAUCGGACUGCUAUGUUACUGUGUGUCUGCCCUCAACAUCUCCACAAAUCUACAGGACUAAAGUUGUGGCGAACAGCAAAAGCCCCGAGUGGAAUGAUACUUUUACUUUCAAAGUCGAUGACGAUCUCAAGAACACUCUCGAGGUGAACCUGUAUGAUGAGGACCCCCUGAAGAGUGACAACCUGAUCUCCUCCCUAAAGCUUGAUGUCAACAGUCAGACUAUGGGGAAGAAGGAAACUAAGGAGUUCAUCAUGGACCUUAAGGGUAAACUCUGGAUGGCGUUUGAGCUCCUGAAAAGUGAGAGGAAAGUUUUCUGUCCCCUCAAAAUCAUCUCGGUGAAGGAAACCAUCUCUUAUUUGAGCUUGAAAGUCACCAUUCUGAGAGCAGAAAAAAAUCCCUCCAAAGAUUACUAUUCUGAAUCCGACUGCUACGUGAUUCUCACUCUCCCGACAGCAACGGCAAUAACCUACCGUACGACUACCGUGUCGAACAAUAACAACCCAGAAUGGAAUGAAACGUUUACUUUUCGGAUCCCCACCCAUGUAAAAAACAUUGUAGAGAUCAAGCUCUACGAUGAGGACCCUUUCGCGCGGGAUGACGAGUUUGCGGAGCUUCUGUUUGAUGUCACAAAUCUCACAAUCGGGCUGAAGGAGACCAAGGCCUUCACGAUCAACCCAGAGACGGAUGGCAAACUUCUGAUAGCCUUUGAGCUACUUCAUAGUGAGGACCCCUCGUGUGAAUAUCUCACAAAUGGAGUCCUUGUGGCUGCCCCGUUCUCUGUACUGGAUAUUAACAUUGACAAGCUGCGAAGUGACGACCGUUUGUGGAACAAGGUGCUGAAACUGAGGGGUGCCUUUUGUGAGAAUAUCACAAUUAUUGAAAAGGAAACUCCAAAACUGCGUUUCUACAUCAACAGAGACUUGGAGACAGAACUAGGAGUGAUACCCUGUGGAUCUAUCUAUGCCUCUGCUUCUCAAAUGGAAAUGUAUACAAAUCUCCAGCCGCUACCAGCCAAACAUGCAGGCGUAGUGUCCCUUUGUAUUGAUCAGGACACAGUGGAUUUGGACAUGGAAAUGCAUGAAGGCGAGGGUAUUGCAGUUCGUCUGGACUUUGACAUCCCAACUCAGGAGAAGGAGUACCUGAAAAAGAGGAGCGUUGUCGUGGCACAGGCUUUGCAGAAGCUUUUAGGUGCUCCAACUGAUCCUAAAAAGGUGCCGGUGAUAGCAGUGGUGGCUUCAGGGGGAGGGUCCAGAGCAAUGACGGGCCUGCUUGGUAGCCUGAGAGGCCUGAAGGAAAUCGGGGUCCUGGAUGCUGUCAGUUACAUCACUGGUGUUUCUGGAUCCACAUGGGCGAUGUCUACGCUGUACCAGGAGGAUAACUGGUCACAUGAGGACAUGGACAGUGUCAUCUCGGCAAAGAAGGAACGGAUGACCAAGAGUAUCCUGAGUGUCUUCUCUCCUGAGAAACUCCUGUAUUACAAAGACGAAAUUGCUGAGAAAGAGCAGGACGGUUACAUGGUGUCACUCAUUGAUAUGUUGGGCCUGGUCUUUGAGCAGCUUGUCUUUGGGAAGAAAGUCACCAGUACCCUGUCUGAUCAGCAGAGAGCAGUGAAUGAAGGCCAAAACCCUUUACCCAUAUACACUGCUGUCAAUAUGAAGGAUAUGGCAAAGGGCUUUCAAUCUGAAGCUGAGUGGUGUGAGUUUACCCCGUACGAGGUAGGCAUCUACAAGUAUGGGGCGUUUGUCCAAACUGAGGCUUUCGGAAGUCAGUUCUUUCUGGGUCAUUUUGUCAAGAAACUCCCAGAAGUCCGCCUCCCUUAUCUGAUCGGAAUAUGGAGCAGUGCUAUAUCUGUCAGCAUGACCCAGGUAUGGACAUUUGCAACAGGGUUCAAGCCUUCUUGGAGCACCUGGCUCGGACCAGAGGUCAACAACAUAGGUGUUGACACUGAACCGUCAACUCUGGACACACAGCUCAUAACUCCAACCACAGAUAUCAACAGUGUAGUGACUGAUUUCUUCAAGAAUCGACCUGCCGUCGCUGAAAUGUACAAUUUCAUGCGUGGACUCUUCAUGCACAUGGACUACAAUCAACAGAGCAGCUUUGUGGCCUGGAAAGAAACGCAUCUAGAUGCCUUUCCAAACCAGCUGACGCCCAGUGACUCCACCCUGCGCCUGAUUGAUUCUGGUCAUGACAUCAAUCUUGGCUGUGUGCCCGUCCUGCGGCCAGAGAGAGAUGUGGAUCUCAUCAUAUCUCUGAGUUACUCAUGGGAACCAGAGAACAACCUCAGGGUCCUGGAGAAGACGGCUGCCUACUGUAAAGACCGUGACAUCCCCUUUCCCAAUGCUGAUUUUUCCAGCCUGCAAAAGAAGCCUUAUAAGGAGGUCUACAUCUUCGAGGAUAAGGAGAAUCCCAGAGCCCCGAUAGUGGUUCACUUCCCACUUGUCAAUGUCACAUACAAGCACUUCAAACACCCUGGCGUCAAGCGUGAGACUGAGGAAGACAUGAGAGCUGGGGAGGUGGAUGUGAGCAGCAACAACUCUCCAUACCUGACCAAGAACUUUACCUACUCAGAAGAGGACUAUGAGUCUCUGGUGGAUCUGACCACUUACAACAUAUUAAACAACAAGGAGAGCAUCCUCGACGCCUUGCGUAAGGCCAUGGAGAGGCGCGCAUCCAAGAUGAAGAAAUGAAGGAUAAGCUUUACAGUAACCGGUUUAUCUGCAUUUACAAGUCACCUUUCUUAAUUGCCUGUAAUCUCUAUGAAUGCUUCAGUAAUUGGGGCACAGGAUAUUUACUCGGCAGUUAAAAAAAAAUUGUAGACCAUAAACUUCUCCAACUUGGAUCAAUUUUGUACUUCAGAUUCCUUCGACGGUAUUGUGCAGUGUGUAAUCCAGGGCCACACGUGCCAACCCAAUAGGGGGCAGCCUUUCACCUUGGUCCAUGUCGUUGUUAAUAAUAAGCAUCAAACAAAUACAGAAACCUUGUUUUUACCACCAAACCCAUAACAAGCAGAUUAUGUUUCUUGCAUAUGUCUUGAGUAUUUCAAAAUAAAGUUAUAACAAGGUUGGGUGGCUUUGUGAAUGGUGUGGAAGAAAUAUGAAUAAAUAUACCUAUGGGUGCAUGUUA
Pseudoliparis swirei is the source of this 3289-nucleotide messenger RNA. RefSeq names its product phospholipase A2, group IVF, tandem duplicate 1 (gene pla2g4f.1). Lineage: Eukaryota; Metazoa; Chordata; Actinopteri; Perciformes; Liparidae. The record is from RefSeq and is a predicted model, not a curated record. Gene Ontology annotation, biological process: glycerophospholipid catabolic process. The coding region runs from base 76 to 2853 and encodes 925 amino acids. The transcript has 25 exons. Gene Ontology annotation, cellular component: cytosol. Gene Ontology annotation, molecular function: calcium-dependent phospholipid binding; calcium ion binding.